AUGAUGCUCCAAUCGACCCGAAGCGCCCUGCGCGUGGCCCACGCCCGCAGCGGCCUCAUGAGCCAGACGGCCAGCCGCGCCUUCUCCACCUCGAUGAUUCAGAACAAGGAUGUGCAGAACAUCACCGUCUUCGGUGCGGGUCUCAUGGGUGCCGGUAUCGCACAGGUACUCGCGCACAAGGGCAAGUUCAAUGUGACGCUCUCGGACGUCACGGACAAGGCGCUGGCCAACGGUCAGACCAUCAUCUCCAAGUCGCUCGGCCGCAUCGCCAAGAAGGCCAUGGCCGAAGCCAGCGCUGAGGAGCAGGCCCAGUUCGUCAAGGGCAUCGUUGACUCGAUCAAGGUCACCACAGACCCUGAAGCGGCUGUCAAGGACACCGACCUCGUCAUCGAGGCAAUCAUCGAGAACGUUGGCAUCAAGAAGGACCUCUUUGGCUUCCUCGACGGCAAGGCGCCCAAGGAUGCGCUCUUCGCCUCCAACACCAGCUCCCUCUCCAUCACCGACGUCGCCGAGGCUGUCUCGGCGCAGAGGCAGGAGCUUUUUGGAGGUUUCCACGCCUUCAACCCAGUCCCCCAGAUGAAGCUCGUCGAGGUCAUCCGUACCACCAAGACCAGCAACGACACAUUCGACUCGCUGACCGAGGUGGCCAAGCGCAUGGGCAAGACCCCCGUUGCCUGCAUUGACUCGCCUGGCUUCAUUGUCAACCGCUUGCUGGUGCCUUACAUGCUCGAGGCGAUCCGACUGGUGGAGCGCGGCGAGGCGACCGCCAAGGACGUCGACAUUGCCAUGAAGCUCGGAGCGGGAUACCCCAUGGGUCCCUUUGAGCUUGCCGACCUCGUCGGUCUCGACACGCUCUCGCACAUCGCCAAGGGCUGGAGGGAGACGCGCGUCAAGACGGGCGAGAUCUCGUCGGAAACCGUUGCCGAGUCGUCGCUUCUCGAGAAUCUCGUCAAGCAGGGCAAGCUCGGCAAGAAGAGCGGCGAGAAGGGCGGCUUCUACGAGUACCCUGCUCCUGCCAAGAAGUGA
Molecule: messenger RNA, 1026 nt
Organism: Moesziomyces antarcticus
Lineage: Eukaryota; Fungi; Basidiomycota; Ustilaginomycetes; Ustilaginales; Ustilaginaceae
Product: short chain 3-hydroxyacyl-CoA dehydrogenase
Exons: 4
Coding region: 1-1026 (341 amino acids)
Biological process (GO): fatty acid beta-oxidation
Cellular component (GO): mitochondrion
Molecular function (GO): (3S)-3-hydroxyacyl-CoA dehydrogenase (NAD+) activity; NAD+ binding
Source: RefSeq, a predicted model, not a curated record